Messenger RNA from Bursaphelenchus xylophilus (pine wood nematode), 1942 nucleotides. NCBI's taxonomy places the organism in Eukaryota, Metazoa, Nematoda, Chromadorea, Rhabditida, Aphelenchoididae. The record is from the annotation of a GenBank genome assembly.
AUGUUUCCCUUCAAUACCCCCUACAAUCAUCUUUUACAUUGGGCUUUUCUCUUCUUCGCAGCGCCAUGGUUAUACAGCUACUUCAACGAACAGAAUCGUCUGGAUUCGAUGACUGUAGAACAGGCAAUUGUCAAGUCCUGGGAUCGCCUUAUUACUCAGCCAAGUAUCAAGUUCAGGAAAGUUGUUGUAGGGUGGGUUUUUUUGGAUUUAGUUUUCUUCGAUAUUUAGUGAUACUUAAAGUUGUAUACUAACUAAUUAGCACAAAAAAAUGCAAACAAAAAAGUACAAAGACUUGUUCAGCAUCAAUUGUAACGUGGAUGUCAUCGUUUCGGGUGUUGGAAUGGUUAAUAAACUGAAUUUAUCAUCGGCUGAAGUCAGUGAUCAUGAAGUUUUGAACAGCUUAAGGGAUCUCUACGAAACUUUCAUCUACUUCUUCUCCCGAGGAGCACCUGCUGAGCGUUAUAUGGGGGACGAAGAGGCGUUUGAGAAGCUCGUUAACACCGCUGAACAGAAAAGUCAGCGAGCCCAUUACUCCAUCGGUGGGAACGCGGCUUUGAUGGCUCAGAAGAUCGCGUCUUCUUUCCCUCUGGCUACUGUAAGAUGAAAAUAGGCUUUGUUUUAAUUUUAUAUCUAGUCGUAUCUCGUUGGACCGAUUGGACCGAGAUCUCAAGCACUUUUGCAUCCAUCUAUCCAAAGGAAUAACUCCACCCGAAUCCUUCAAGAUGAACUUCACGUUAUUCUCGAGUAUAAACAAGGAGAAAUCCUGGGAGAAUAUGUCUCACCAUCUUCUUCCCGGUUUAUUACUUCCCAUGAUCAAUACAGGUACGUUAAACCAUGCACCUUUGUAUUGUUUUACGUUUCUUUUUAGUGGCAGCUCAGUCGUGAUUGAGAUGUUCUUUAAGGCCAUUGCCCAAUACCGUCCUGACCUGGUUGUUUUCUCAGGAAUUCAUUUAUUAGAAGCUCAGGUCAGCUGAAUUUUUUUAUUUAGAAGUUUUAUAGUAAUGUAAUCUAACGCCAAGUCAUCAAAAUUCCGUAUACAACUUUUUAGCCCCGUCAAGUUCGCCUAGAGAAACUCCGACUGAUAAAGAGAUCUCUGAUGCAAGUAAACCCACUGAUUCCUAUGCAUAUGGAGUUGGGAAGUAUGGGUGAUGCCUCUCAUGUUCAUGAAGUUUUGUAUAGGGUAAGUCAUAACCUUGUGAUUAGCGUAUUCGAUUAGAUUAUUCCUUAUGUCGACUCCCUAUCCAUAAACGAACAAGAAUUGGCAUUCAUCUCGAAAGUUGGGAAUGGUCCUUAUCAAGAACAAUACCCAGUCAGAGCUGGGGCUCUUCACGCUUACAAGGUACGGUUUAUUAUACUAGACACCAGUUUCUUCCAGGUCGUCGAGAUGUUGUACUGGCUCUUGACUACAUUGGGCCAUGAUAAAACUAACCCAGCUGCCAAAAACUACAAUUAUCGCCUGCAGAGAAUCCAUUUCCAAUGCCUAACUUAUCAUAUUAUGGUAGGUAACAACUUUUGUAAGGGUAAUAUAACUGUCAUGUAUUUUUUUUGUUUAUUGUGUACUUCAGGUGAGUCGCGGAACAGACUGGUCAAAUUUGGCUGCUGGACUUGCCGCAGGCGCCAGAUUAGCUGGCCGCCAAUCUUGUAACCUCGGGAAUGAUAAAUACGGACAUGACAAACUGGAAAUACGAUCGGGAAGUAGUGUUCUUUUGGACAAACAAGUCGACAAAGUCUAUCAAUUCAACCAACACAAGUAUGUGACAACAGAAUUAUAAUGCAUAUAUGGUAUUUUAGCCCUCUCGCUUCGUGGAUGAGGAAUGAAGUUGUGUUCAUCUACACCCCCGUCCUUGUCUGUAAAUAUCCGCAACAAACUGUGGGUGUUAGCGACGCCAUCUCAGCCACAUCGCUGCUCUAUUCUCAGUUUUAUAAACUGGAGAAGUUAUAA